GAAGGAUCUGACGCAAUCUACGAUGGGCUCUUCGUUGCAUUUGACACACCACCCGUUUUGGUUUUGUUCAUUUCCCCACCUCGAGUCUGAUUAAUCAAUCUCAACUGCAUGCAGUCGGGUUUAAGCUGCGUGGAUUUCCUGAACCGGAGAUGAUCGGAGGCAUCGUUUCACCUCCUGCAUUCUGGAUGACGACAUCCCAACAGCUUCUCUGAUUCAGCACAUGAUUUCUUGUCGUUCUGAUUUAUCGACACACUCUGUAAGAUCCGACACAUUCUUCUUCUAACCACCAGUUUCAACCGCACUCCGUCCCUAAUUGCCCCAUCCCUUGAUCCAUUGCAAUCAGUCAGAAGGACAACUGUUGCAGCAUGACAGAUAGAGCAUACCACACCCCCGCAGAUGACUUCUCGCGGUACGGGGGAGCUACAGCUCACCUUCCCAAGCUCGAAGUCAACGAUCUCCAACAUGCGGGGCCCCCUCCGGGCCCAGGCGCUAAAUACACGCCUCCGCAGGCUGGACCCGCCCAGCCGUGGUACAACCCACGCGGGUGGUCACUGCGCACCAAGCUGAUUGCUGGCGUCGUUGGCGUAGCCGUGGUUGUGGCUGUCAUUGUGGGAGCUGUCGAGGGGACAAAGGCAAAUCGCUAUCCGGACUAUACGCAACUUAAUUACCAGCUGGUAGAUACGUAUUCGGGCACAUCGUUUCUCGAUCGCUUUGACUAUUACCAUGGCGAGGACCCUACCGAGGGGUUUGUCCAAUAUGUGGAUCAAACGGCGGCAAAUGCGCUGAAUCUCACUUACGCUACGGAUUCAUCCGUCGUACUGAAGGUCGAUACCUCGAAUCAGAAUGCGGUUAAUGGCCGACAGUCUGUGCGGCUGGAGUCGAAGACCGGGUACGACCAUGGCCUGUUUAUCUUUGAUAUUCUUCAUACGCCCUAUGGCUGUGGUACGUGGCCAGCGUUGUGGUUGACGGAUACAUUCAAUUGGCCCGCGAACGGAGAAAUCGAUGUCCUGGAGACGACGAACAAUGCUCCUGAAGGCAAUGCCGUCACCUUGCACACGACAAGUGGCUGCAAUAUGAAGGUUAGGCGAAAGCAGACUGGUGAUACGGUGUAUACAACCUGCGACAACAGCACCAAUACCAACGCAGGGUGUGGCGUCCAAGGAUCGCCCGAUAGCUAUGGGGAGCCGUUUAACAACAACGGUGGAGGUGUCUAUGCCCUGGAACUGCGAGACGCCGGCAUCCGCGCCUGGAUGUUCCCCCGAGACUCUAUCCCAGACGACAUCACCAAUUCCAGCAGUUCUCCAGACCCAUCCACUUGGGGCACCGCGUUAGCCGACUUCCCCAACACCGACUGCGACAUCCCGUCGCAUUUCCGCAAUCAAAGCAUCAUUGCUAACAUCGACCUGUGCGGGACGCUCGGCGCUCAGAAGCAGUUCUACACAGAACAAUCGCAUUGUCCGGGCACGUGCAACAAUUUUGUCGCAACGAACCCAUCGGCCUUUACAGAGGCUUACUGGGAAUUCAGAAGUUUCAAAGUCUAUCAAGCUCAGUAGAUUUCUUGGCCAUGAUUUAUUUUGGUUAAUGAGCCCCGUAUAUGUUCGGCGGGGCAUAAUGUAAUGGAUAUGGAUUUAUGCGAUUAUAUGGGUGGUUGUCUGGAAUUGUCAUUUUGCUAAUGCAUCGCCACUGGCUAAUAAUAUU
Molecule: messenger RNA, 1698 nt
Organism: Aspergillus caelatus
Lineage: Eukaryota; Fungi; Ascomycota; Eurotiomycetes; Eurotiales; Aspergillaceae
Product: glycoside hydrolase family 16 protein
Exons: 3
Coding region: 366-1553 (395 amino acids)
Biological process (GO): glucan catabolic process
Molecular function (GO): hydrolase activity, hydrolyzing O-glycosyl compounds
Source: RefSeq, a predicted model, not a curated record